AUGAUAAUGUUUGCACAGCUUUCAUAGUGUUCGUAGCUUUGUUUUCCUCAUCAGCUCUGGUAAGAUGUGUCGUUGGAUAAUUAAAAGAUGCACCACAAGGACUAUUUUAUGUGUUGCUAUGAUGACGUUGCUGGUUGCUGCCACUGCAUUCAGGAAAAACAUUAAAGAUUAUGCAUUCUCACAUAUCUAUGACUACACACCUGCAAAAGAAUGUCCACAUCAUACGGAUGUACGAGGGGAAACAAAAUCUGUUUCCCAGGGGAAUGCCAACCUCAGUGCGCUGCUCAAAAGUCUUCCAAACAGCGUAAAAGUUCCAUUAAAGAAAAUCAGCUUUGAUGUCAUGCUGAGAGACUACAAAAAGAAAUUAAAUGGUUUAAAAACAGCAGGACUGUGGAAGGCGAAUAAGGUUAAACCAUGUGAAAACGAAAAGGAACCAGGUAAAGCUUGUACGGAAUCUAGUUGUCCUCAGCCCAAAUCCACAACACCAAAUGAAAGCCUUAAGAGUGUCCUAUCCACCAUGUCAGGACUGAACAACGAGGAUCUCAGUCUCUUGAUGGGACUCUUCCCUGAACCCCAUUCCGGCAGGAGGAUAAUGUUCGUCACUGCUGCUUCCAGCGACCACUUCAAUGAGUCUCAGGCUCACAUCAAGAAUCUCCAUCAGAAGGUCUUCCCAGUGACUAAUAACUACACAUUUGUGUACUAUGAUCUAGGGUUGUUGUCAUGGCAACGAAAACAGCUGAAGAAACAUUGUCGUUGUGAGGUAAGAAGUUUUCCUUUGAAGCAUAUGCCGUGGAGAGUGCAGAAUCUCAUGUGCUACACAUGGAAGCCAAUCAUUGUGCAGGCGAACCUACCUAAGGCAGACUUAUUGGUAUGGAUGGACGCCUCCGUGAGAUUCUCAAACAACAAAGUCAUCAAUCCCCUGCUACAUGACGUGGAAAAACGUGGGAUUGUCAUCUACCCAGGUCGUUACUCGGUGGCACAGCACACACUGAAGGUUACAAUGAAGUACAUGAAAGAGGACAUCUGCAGCCUUGCUCCACUCGAUGAACUUCAAGCAACAUUCAUUGUGUUUAAGAACGAACUGUUGAUACGAGAGGCUGUUGUCAAACCCUGGGUGGCUUGUGCUUUAAGUCCCACGUGUAUGUGCAUCCGAAACCCACAUUUUGACUUGUCCUGCAAUGUUCGCAUGCACAAUUACAAUAAAUGUCAUCGAUUUGACCAGUCGGCUGUCUCUAUAAUUCUUAACAAACUAUUUCGGGGUCACACAGAUACAUUUACAUCGACAUAUGCUAUGGCGCCCCAAAUCUAUUUGAGACGCGGUCAUCGAGAGAAUUACUUUCACGAACUUGAACGAAAUGUCAGUAAAUAUAAAACAACGCAAUGAUCUCAGACAAGUGGUCAUAUCGUCUUAGUGUUUCAUGUACUGUAGAAGCAAUUGUCACAAAUUCAUGCAUGUUUCUUAGAGAGUACAUUUAAUGUAUCUAUUAAAUAAAUACACUUUGUCAGUAA
Molecule: messenger RNA, 1509 nt
Organism: Haliotis rubra (blacklip abalone)
Lineage: Eukaryota; Metazoa; Mollusca; Gastropoda; Lepetellida; Haliotidae
Exons: 9
Coding region: 65-1384 (439 amino acids)
Source: RefSeq, a predicted model, not a curated record